Molecule: messenger RNA, 348 nt
Organism: Penicillium hordei
Lineage: Eukaryota; Fungi; Ascomycota; Eurotiomycetes; Eurotiales; Aspergillaceae
Exons: 2
Coding region: 1-348 (115 amino acids)
Source: RefSeq, a predicted model, not a curated record
AUGAGUAUUAAUAUGCAAUACGAGUCAUUCAUGCAUAUGAUCUAUAUUCGCACUUGGUGGUACAACACGACCUACGCACUCUACGGGUCAAUGAUCCUGCUCCAUCUCAUCCUCUCGAAUUACCCAGGACUCCCAGAUGACGAGCUCCUCGAAGAUGUCGAAAAAUCCCUCGAAAUCUUUUCCUCCAUGGGCGACAUUAUCGUCUCCCGUCGCUGCGUCGAAAUGCUCCGCGAAGUCUUGGGGGUUGCGCGCACAUGUUUAGCUAGAAGACGAUCGUCUUCCCACGGACCCACCACAGCCAACUUCCUAGACUCGGAGGGCCAUAUCCAUCCUCAACAGGAAUCAUGA